AGAAAACUUGUGAGGCACUCAUCAAACUUUUGGAUGUUAUGUUUUCAAUCAUUUCUAUUGAAAUAAUAAUGUUAGUUGUUUGAGUUUUAUAUCGAUCCUUCAUCAAUCAUCAUGGUUAGAAUAAUCAAGCCAGAGAUAUUAUGCAUGUUAAGCCAGUUUUAUCUGGUAUUACUUUUUCUCCCUUUUCUUUGUCGUAAACAAAUAAAAUUGAAAUUGAGAUUCUAUAGUUGCCAAAGUGUUGGUGGUCUGAUGGUAGUACAAUGGGGUUGGUUUCCUUAUAAUAAAUGAUUACUUUCACUGUUUCACAUCAAUUUCUAAAUGCUAACUUCGGCCUUAUAAAACAUUAUGGAUGUAAGAUCCUGAAUUUUUAUGAUAAUCAGUUUUUUGAUAAAUUAACCGUUUGUAUAGUUAGUUAGUUUUAUGUUUUUGGGGAUUCGGCUUGUUUUCAGCCGACUUAUGUCUCAAAGGAAUGUCUUAUUCCCUUUGGCUUACUAGUUUUCUAGGAGUUUGGUAUAACUCGCUAGCUUUGGAUUCCAUAUCUUUAUGACUUAGGUUAUAAAUCAAUGGAUCUUACAGCGAAAACAAUAUUCUCUUAUACACAAACCAAUAACCACAGAUAUAUUAUCAUCUAUUAUAUGUUUUUGGUCGGGGUCCACUGCCCCAUGUAAUCCCACUAUCAAAAGUUCGAGUCGUGUUUGAGACUUUGAGUAGCCUACGAAGGUAGCACACCAACUUGCCCAAGUGGUUCUCGGCGGCGUACUAGAAGUUUAAAACCACACCAACAACUCAAAAUAAUCCAAACUCUCCAAUAACAAGAAAAAUAAUAAUGGAAGAGAGAAAAGAAAAGAGAAUAAUCAUGUUCCCUUUACCAUUUCCAGGACACUUCAACCCGUUGGUCCAACUGGCCAGAAUAUUCCACCACCGCGGCUUCUCCAUCACGAUCAUCCACACCUCUUUCAACUUCCCUGAUACUACUCACUACCCAAACUUCACUUUUCGAACCAUACAUCACCACAACGAAGGAGAAGAAGAAGAAGACCCUCUAUCUAAACCGGAUGCUUCAGGUAUGGACCUCGUCACAUUCAUUCGUCAGCUGAGAGAAGGUUACGCGAACCCGUUUCGUGAGUCUCUGAAGGCGGAAGUAGGUGGAGGAGAGAGGGCGUGUUGUCUGGUGUCCGACGUUGUUUGGGGUAGGACCACGGAGGUUGCAGCGGAAGAGGUUGGGAUUAGAAGGAUGGUGUUAACCACAAGUGGUGUGGCGUCUUUUUGUGCUUUUGCCGCUUACCCUCUCCUUAGAGAUAAGCAUUACCUCCCUAUACAAGAUUCUAGAUUGGAUGAGCUAGUGACGGAGCUUCCACCUUUGAGAGUGAAGGAUCUUCCAGUCAUGGAAACGAAUGAGCCGGAGGAACUAUACCGGGUAGUUAACAACAUGGUGGAAGGAGCCAAGUCUUCUUCAGGAAUCAUAUGGAACACAUUCGAAGAUCUUGAAAGAAUCAUCGUACUCAUGAAUUUUAGUACCGAGUUUCAAGUUCUCGUCUUUCCGGUCGGACCGUUUUACAAACAUAGCGAAAAUAUUUUACCGACGACAAAGAACAAAGAAGACCAUGUAACAACUGAUUGGCUCAACAAGCAAGACCCGCGGACUGUGGUCUAUGUGAGUUUUGGAAGCCUUGCAGAUAUAGAGGAGAAGGAGUUUCUCGAGAUUGCUUGGGGUUUAAGAAAUACUAAACAGCCGUUCUUGUGGGUGGUUAGGCCGGGGAUGGUCCAAGGGACUGAAUGGCUCGAGUCAUUGCCUUGUGGGUUUUUGGAAAACAUUGGUCAGAAGGGGCAAAUUGUGAAAUGGGUGAAUCAGUUAGAAGUAUUAGCGCAUCCUGCAGUAGGAGCGUUUUGGACACAUUGUGGAUGGAACUCAACGCUAGAGAGCAUAUGUGAAGGUGUUCCAAUGAUAUGUACGCCAUUUUUUACAGACCAGCGUGUGAACGCGAGGUACAUUGUUGAUGUGUGGCAGGUUGGGAUGAUAUUAGAGAGAAGUAAGUUGGAUAGGAAGGAAAUUGAGAAGUUAUUAAGAAAGGAAAUGGGAGAGGAAAUAAGAGAGAGCUGCUUGAAGUGGAAAGAUAGAGCUAAUGUUUGCUUAAGUAAAGAUGGGUCUUCUUCCAAGUACUUAGAAAAACUUGUGAGUCAUGUCUUUUGACUCAUAUGCUUUUGCAAGUUAAAAGCUUUUACAAACGAGCAAUGUUUUAUAAAAUUUCUAAACCAAACUUUUGCAUGUUUUAUUUACUCUUAAAAUUGUAAUAUUGGUUCGUUUGUUAUAUAUAUAUCAACAAACAAAUAAAAUUAGACUGAGUUGUUGGGU
This is a messenger RNA of Brassica rapa (field mustard), 2353 nucleotides long. RefSeq names its product UDP-glycosyltransferase 76F1. Gene Ontology annotation, molecular function: quercetin 3-O-glucosyltransferase activity; quercetin 7-O-glucosyltransferase activity. NCBI's taxonomy places the organism in Eukaryota, Viridiplantae, Streptophyta, Magnoliopsida, Brassicales, Brassicaceae. The record is from RefSeq and is a predicted model, not a curated record.